Messenger RNA from Amblyraja radiata (thorny skate), 1269 nucleotides. RefSeq names its product acidic (leucine-rich) nuclear phosphoprotein 32 family, member E (gene anp32e). Bases 244 to 1020 code for a protein of 258 amino acids. Lineage: Eukaryota; Metazoa; Chordata; Chondrichthyes; Rajiformes; Rajidae. Gene Ontology annotation, biological process: regulation of apoptotic process. The transcript has 7 exons. The record is from RefSeq and is a predicted model, not a curated record. Gene Ontology annotation, molecular function: phosphatase inhibitor activity; histone binding. Gene Ontology annotation, cellular component: nucleus.
GGACAAGCGGGCUGAGCGCCGAGUGUAAUGGAGGCCGAGUAACUGAGGGAAGAUAAAGGCUGUUUGUCCUUGGCUGCCGGCGAGGAUAGAGAAGCGCUCCUUUCAUUUUAAAACCACACACACAUAUAUAUUUUUGCAAAGUUUCUUUUGCCCGCCUCCUCCUCCUCCCCCCCCCCCUCGCGCGUUCUUGGGUUUUUAUUUUAAAGUAGGGGAGAGGGAGAGAAAAAGGCAAAGCUGGCGAAAAUGGACAUGAAGAAAAGGAUCAACCUGGAGCUGAGGAACAGGAGCCCUGGCGAGGUUGCGGAGCUAGUAAUCGACAACUGCCGCAGCAGCGAAGGGGAGAUCGACGGCUUCAGCGACGGGUUCAAGGAGCUGGAGUACCUCAGUAUGAUCAACGUCGGGCUCAAGUCUCUCUCCAAGCUCCCCAACCUCCAUAAGCUGCUAAAGCUGGAGCUGAGUGAUAACGCCAUCUCGGGAGGGCUGGAGAUGCUCACGGAGAAGUGUCCCAACCUUGUAUACCUCAACCUCAGCAGCAAUAAAAUAAAGGAGUACAGCACGGUGGACCCGCUGAAAAACCUGACGCAUUUGAAGAGCCUGGACCUGUACAACUGUGACAUCUCCAACCCCAAUGACUACAGGGAGAGCAUCUUCAAGCUUCUCCCCCACAUCACCUACCUGGACGGCUUUGACCGAGACGACCAGGAGGCUCCGGAGUCUGAUGACGAGGACGAAGACGAGGAAGAUGAAGAGGAGGCGGCGGCGGCGGGCGGCUAUUACGACGAAGAUGACGAUGAUGAGGAAGACGAGGAUGAGGAAGACGAGGAGGAGGAUGAAGAUGAAAAGGAGGAAGUGGAGGAGGUCGGACUAUCCUACCUCCUAAAGGAAGAAAUUCAGGAUGAUGAAGAUGAUGAUGAUUAUGUUCACGAAGGGGAGGAGGGAGAAGCAGGAGAAAAGGACGCAGCCGCUCAGGGGCAGAAACGGAAACGAGAAGCGGAUGACGAGGGAGAAGAUGACGAGUAGUUCCCCCCUACCUCCACCCCCAGGGGCGUGACCAAACUCCUGAUUUACCGCAAUACAUCGUCGUAACAUAUUUGCUAUGGUUUGGAUGGAAGCUGUCGCGAUUGGAGUUGAAGGGGGAGAGGAAAGGAGGAAUAACCUGGGAUUGUGUGUGGGGGGGGGGGGGGAAGGAAAUUAUUUUGUACUUUAAAAAAAAACAACAACAAAAACAUUCCAAUAUUCCCCACUGUCCUAGAUUUGUUUGUAUGGUUU